This is a messenger RNA of Mangifera indica (mango), 2586 nucleotides long. RefSeq lists its product as uncharacterized. The record is from RefSeq and is a predicted model, not a curated record. The transcript has 3 exons. The coding region runs from base 246 to 2255 and encodes 669 amino acids. NCBI's taxonomy places the organism in Eukaryota, Viridiplantae, Streptophyta, Magnoliopsida, Sapindales, Anacardiaceae.
CUCUGUUUUCUCUCUCGUCCUUCUCUUUCCUCUUUUCUUUUCAAAAAAAAAAAAAAGAAUCAAAGUUUGUAAAGUCUGUAACUAGUGGAAGCAAUCAAACGCCUCUCCAUUCACCUCAAAUUUCUCACUUCUUCUUGUCCCCUUCACCCUUUGUUGAUCUCCUCACGCUCUUUUCAUUUCCCCUCGGUGAUUUUGCUACUCUCUUUCUUCUUCAUGUUAAGCUUGCCUUUCAGAUCUAAGUUUUAAUGAUGUUAAGACAAAACAACACUAAUUUUCUUCCUGGGAAAAUCCGAAAACGUGCCUGUUCACCUUCGCCUUCUUCGGCUUCGUCGUCAAUUAUUCAGAACUAUCGGUUUAAGCGCGCGAUUCUCAUUGGGAAAAGGGGGGGAUCCAGUACGCCGGUACCCACAUGGAGGCUUAUGCGGACGCCAUCUUCCGCGGCCGCAUUACGUGCGGUGGACUUGCACAGUGAAAGUGGCGGCGGCGGGAAAAGUAAGCAACAGUUGCAGCAGCCGGUUUCGGCGAGGAAAUUGGCGGCUACUUUGUGGGAAAUGAACGAGAUGCCGUCACCAAAAGUUAAAGAGAGUGGUGGCGGUGAGUUUGAUGAGAGGAGAUUGAGAAGAGAGGCGAGAGCGAGAGAGAGAGAAAGGGCGGCGGCGGCGAGAUCUUUGCAUUCGGGCUCUUUGCCUCCGCAUUUGUCGGAUCCUUCUCAUAGUCCGGUUUCUGAGAGGAUGGAUCGAUCUGGAACAGGAAGUCGGCACAGAAGAGGGUCGUCCAUUUCACAAAUGCUUAGGUUAAUGGAACACAAUGGAAGAGCUGUGGAUUCUGUUAGCAAUGCCAGUUUAAUGGAGAUUGAGACAAGAUCUCGACCCCAGACUCCUGGUGGCUCAACCGUUGGAGUUAAGAGCCGUUUGAAGGAUGUUAGCAAUGCCUUGACAACAUCUAAAGAGCUACUCAAAAUUAUUAACCGCAUGUGGGGUCAAGAAGAUCGGCCAUCUUCUAGCAUGUCCCUUGUCUCAGCCUUACAUGCCGAACUUGAGAGAGCGCGCUUGCAAGUCAAUCAGGUUAUCCAAGAACAGCGCUCAGACCAGAAUGAGAUCAACUAUCUGAUGAAGUGUUUUGCUGAAGAAAAGGCAGCAUGGAAAGACAAAGAGCAGGAAGUGGUUGAGGCUGCCAUUGAGUCCGUUGCAGGGGAACUUGAGGUUGAAAGGAAGUUGAGGAGACGGUUUGAAAGCUUGAAUAAGAAGCUUGGCAAAGAGCUGGCUGAGACUAAAGCAUCAUUUCUUAAGGCAGUGAAAGAACUUGACAAUGAGAAGAGAGCAAGAGUGGCUAUUGAACAUGUAUGUGAUGAGUUGGCCAGAGAUAUUGGUGAUGAUCAAGCUCAAGUAGAAGAACUCAAGAGAGAAUCUGCUGUAGUUCGUGAAGAGGUUGAAAAGGAAAGGGAAAUGAUGCAGUUAGCUAAUGUAUUGCGCGAAGAGAGAGCACAAAUGAAACUUUCAGAGGCUAAACAUCAGCUCGAAGACAAAAAUGCAGCUGUUGAUAAACUGAAGAGUCAACUUGAAGCUUUUAUGGGAACCAAAAAGGUAAAAGAAAAAGGGCGUCUUUCUGUUAAUCAGCCAAAACCAACCAAUGAGGAGAUUGCAGCCUAUUUAAGCAGAACCUGCUUUGGUUCGCAUCAGAAUGAAGAAAAUGAGAAUGAUGGAGAAGUAGAAGAUGGAGUGGAUUGUGAAGAAGACUCGGCUGAAAGUGAUCUUCAUUCCAUCGAAUUAAAUAUGGACAAUAAUAACAAGAGCUACAAGUGGGCUUAUCCCCCUGGAGCUACUUGUGAUCAAAGACUGCUUCCAUUUGAUGAAGAUGAAAUCAAGGGAAGGAAGUCUACCUCUGGCAAAGCACCUAGAAGAAGCACUUCAUUGCAGCGGAGCAUAUCAGAUGGAGUUGAUUGGGGAAUCCAAGCUGAAAGUUUCCAAAAUUCAGGAGAUGACUUACAGUGGGGAAGACUGGCUGAAGCAGAGAAGCAAGCACAAGUUUAUGGAGAUGAAUUAAAUGGGUUUAAGUCAGCAAAAGGUCUUAGGGACCAACUUUUGUCCGGUUCUAGAUUAGGACCUUCCAGAGUAUACGCUAGUCCAACACGCCCUUCACGAGAUCAAGGCAACAUGGCUCAAGAGCGACCCCCUAUUGUGCCAGGGAGCCUCGUGAAAUCAAGACUAUCAGAGUCCAGAGGUGAGGGCCAGAAUGCAAGGAAAUCCAGAUGGUGAGGCCAUGCUUCUGCGUGGAUAAUUCACAUUGUUCACGAUUCUUCCACAGCCCCUCGACUUGCAAUCAUACCUGCAAAUUCAUGGCUGUUCUUCAAAGGCGAUGAGGGCUUGUCAAUGGCAUAUACAGGAAAAGAUAAGAUUUAGACUGUUAAGAGUUGUCUUUUCGAUUAAUGGUUUGUUUGUCAUUACCUAGAGCAGUUGAAGUUGCAGCGAUUGCUGCAUUAUGGCUAGAAAUGUUGUGUUUAUAGGAAGUAUGUUGAAACUUCUCCUGUACAAAAACUUCCUAUUAUAACUGAGGUGUAAUUAAGUUGAUUCCCUGCGUGAUUUUCCA